This is a messenger RNA of Octopus bimaculoides (California two-spot octopus), 1894 nucleotides long. RefSeq names its product RAD52 motif-containing protein 1. Lineage: Eukaryota; Metazoa; Mollusca; Cephalopoda; Octopoda; Octopodidae. Gene Ontology annotation, molecular function: RNA binding. Gene Ontology annotation, cellular component: nucleolus. The record is from RefSeq and is a predicted model, not a curated record.
AGUUAUUUCCCUUGGGCCCAUUUACUGUUUAUUCAAUUUGUAUUUACAAAUCAUGAACGACAUUGAAAUUAUUGAGUUCUGCCCGCCACAUUCUAAUCGGAAAAACUUGUUUGUAUCUAAUAUACCGCUGUCAUUACCACCUGCUGAUAUCUACGAUAUUCUUUAUGAGAAAUUUUCUGCAUUUGGUCUUCUCUAUGAAAUUCAACUAUUCUCCAAUACAAAUCAGCAACCAGUACAGUAUGAACACAUGUCACACGCUGGGAAGAAUGACUCUGUUUCCAAUAAUAAUAAUGCCUAUGCCUUUGUGAAGUAUUAUUCUAUCAGAGCAAGUCAAAGUGCUCGGAGGAAUCUAAACUGUAACUUAUAUAUUGGUGGACAACAAUGCAAGAUUGUAACUGCCAAGAGAAAAAAUAUAUUUGCCUUAGAGUACCUUUCUUUGAAUAAAUGUUAUGAUGUGGCAAAUUUCUACUUUGGCUUUAAUGGCUGGACAACAAAUAUUAAACUGUUAAAACAGGAUACAUAUGAAAUGGAUACCAAUUCAACAAUAUGUAAAGUUUGUUUCUGUUCCCUUUCAACUGUAUCGUUACCAUUCCAUAGAAUCACAUCAGAGGGAUUUGGAGCAUGGGAAGAAACUUGGAACCAAAAUGAUCCUUUACAAAAACUCACAGCAUAUCACAAAGCACGGAAAAUCUGUUAUCAACGAUCUAUUGUAAAUGCUUUCUCGAAAAUUCUUGUGUUAGUGCUGCCAAAUGGAAAGAUUUGUGCUGAAUUAAACACUUCUAAACCUGAUAUCUACUGUGGAGAGACAUUUGAAACAAAUUUACUUGAGAUUAAUGAGCUCGACCAAGAACCUGAGGAUGAUGGUAAUGAGGAAAACACAAUACAUGAAGGAGUAAAUCUUGAUGCCCUUAACAUCCAGUUACUACAAGAACUAGAAGAUUUUUAGCUUUGAAAACCAUAUAUUUUAUUUAAGAGUCUUCGAUUCAUAUGAACAUUGAAGUUGGAAUGGCUUGAAAGAAUUUCAUAAAUAUAAUUUUCUGAUGAAAACAAUUGGCUGAAAUGAAGGGUGUUUAAAUGGUACUUAAAUUAGAGAAAAUGUGUAAAAAUGAAACAAUCCUUUAAUAUAAAUGGAUUAGUUUUGUUGGAGUGGAGUAAAUAAACACUUGUUUUAAUGAAAGGAUUUUGCUUCCAUUAAUUUAAACAAAAUUCUUUAUUUGUAAGAGUCAUUUUUUUGUGUAAAUAAAUUUAAAAAACGAACCUUAUGAUUUUAUUACUGCUUAGUAGUAUCAUUUGACACAAACUAAAUAUAUGAUUGUUUCAGAUGGUCUCGGAUCAAAACUUGUUUCAAAUGAUCUAGGAGCAAAACUUACAAGCCUUUAAGUUCUCCCCCACCAAUUUUAUUUGUUUUCUAAAUAUUUAAAGUAUUUACUUUUCCUUGCAGACAAGAGCUAAAGUAUUUAUCAAUGUACAAAAUUUCUCAGAAGUGUUUAUUUACAUCACUCCAAUAUCUGCAACGUUGUGAUAAGUUGUCAUGCAUUUUCAUUUAAGACAUAAGGUGGUGAAACAUGUAGGUCCAAUGUAGCUACAAGGUAUGUAAUUUGUUUUCUAUAUACAAUAAAUGAUAUUUAAUUAGGAAAUUUGUGAUAGUGAUUGUAUAGUAGUCUUUAACAGACAAAUUUACUGACACCAACUUCCCAUACCAUUAUUUUUAGGGUGGAAACUAAAAGGCAAACUUGAUUAUUAUUUUUAUAAAGAAUAAAUAAUAAAAAUAACUAACAUUUUAUAUAUUUUUUUAAGUGUAAAAAUUAUUUUAAUGAAAGAAUUUUGCUUAUUUAAACAAAAUUCUUUAUUUGUAAAAAGAGUCAUUUUUAUGUAAAUAAAUUUCAAAAAUGCA